UCUGGCAACCCCCUGCGCUCUGAGGGAAAAUGGCGGCUCCUCACGGGUGUCGGUUUGCGAGACUUUCUCGGUAUAUCGGUGUGUUUCCGCGCACCGCGGUGUGUGAGAACCCGGGGACAGUGAGGACACAGUGCCGGACCGCCGUGUCCACAUCCUCCGGCGCCAUUCUGCCCAAACCCAAGAAGACGUCGUUCGGGAUGUUACGCCUCACGGUGGUGGUUCUCCCCUUCUUGUACAUCGGGACUCAGAUCAGUAAGAACUUCGCUGCUCUGCUGGAGGAACACGACAUCUUCGUCCCUGAGGAUGAUGACGAUGAUGAUUAAACUCACACACACUCAGGUGUGUAACCCUGCGGUACUUUUCCUGGACGUCAGAGAACAUUUAGAUCCCUUGGCACAUCUGAAUCAUCUCACUGUAGUGUGUGUGUGUGUGUGUGUGUGUUUACAGAGCUGUGUGUGUGUGUAUAAAGUGAACAGCUCCUCCUGUCUGCAUGCACUGGAUAAAUAAACUGAAACACUUGAUGGAA
This is a messenger RNA of Silurus meridionalis, 526 nucleotides long. RefSeq names its product essential MCU regulator, mitochondrial-like. The transcript is spliced from 3 exons. Gene Ontology annotation, cellular component: mitochondrial inner membrane; uniplex complex. The record is from RefSeq and is a predicted model, not a curated record. Gene Ontology annotation, biological process: mitochondrial calcium ion homeostasis; calcium import into the mitochondrion. Lineage: Eukaryota; Metazoa; Chordata; Actinopteri; Siluriformes; Siluridae. Bases 30 to 323 code for a protein of 97 amino acids.